ACCGGGAGCGCGUAAGUGACGCAGCGUUCCCGGAAGCUGCCCGGAGCCGAGGGAAGAGCGGCUGAGGAGACAGCAGGGGAGGCAGGUGGGCUCUCGCCGCGGCUCUUGGUGGCUCGGCGGAGCCCUCCAACUCCAUCCCUCUCUAUUUCCAUCCCUUCCCGUCCCAUUCUAUUCCGCUGCCUGCUGGGGGCCAUGUCGCUCUUCCAGUCCGCCCUGGACUUCCUGGCGGGCCCCGGCUCCCUGGGAGCCGCCAGCCGCGACCAGAACGAUUUCGUGGGGCAGACGGUGGAGAUGGGCGACAUGAAGCUGCGCAUCAAGCGGGUCAUCGCCGAGGGGGGUUUUGCUUUUGUCUAUGAAGCUCAAGAUCUUGGAAGUGGCAAAGAUUAUGCUUUGAAGCGAUUGUUGUCUAAUGAAGAGGAAAAGAACAAAGCCAUCAUCCAGGAAGUUUGUUUUAUGAAAAAACUUUCAGGUCAUCCCAACAUUGUCCAGUUUUGCUCUGCAGCAUCUAUAGGAAAAGAAGAAUCAGACACGGGGCAGGGAGAGUUUCUUCUGCUUACAGAGCUGUGUAAAGGACAGCUGGUGGAAUUCUUAAAGAAAGUAGAAUCCAAAGGACCUAUCUCUUGUGACACAGUUUUGAAGAUCUUUUAUCAGACCUGCAGAGCAGUGCAGCAUAUGCAUAAGCAGAAGCCCCCUAUUAUUCAUAGAGACUUAAAGGUGGAAAACUUGCUUAUCAGUAAUCAGGGAACAAUUAAACUUUGUGACUUCGGUAGUGCUACAACUAUAGCUUACUAUCCUGACUACAACUGGUCUGCCCAGAAGAGAGCACUGGUUGAAGAAGAGAUCACAAGGAAUACAACACCAAUGUACAGGACACCCGAAAUGAUAGACUUGUAUUCAAAUUUUCCAAUUGGUGAAAAGCAGGAUAUUUGGGCUCUGGGCUGUAUCCUGUACUUGCUGUGCUUUAGGCAGCACCCAUUUGAAGAUGGAGCUAAGCUUCGCAUAGUCAAUGGGAAGUACAUCAUCCCACAAAAUGACACCCGCUAUUCUGUGUUUCAUGAUCUCAUUCGCUCCACUUUGAAAGUGAACCCAGACGAGAGGUUGUCAAUCACUGAAGUUGUAAAUCAACUGCAGGAGAUUGCAGCAGCUAGGAAUGUCAAUCCUAAAUCCCCCAUCACUGAGCUCCUGGAACAAAAUGGGGGCUAUGGAAACAAUGCUCAGCCUCGGACAUCCAUGACCUCUGUUUCACAGAGCUCCAAGCCUGCAGGGCAGCUCAACAAUUUGUACAAUGCAGGCCUGACCGUUGCGGAAUGUGACCAGACUUAUGGAGGGUUCUUUGAUAUUCUGAGGGGUGGAACAGAGCGAUUUUUCACUAAUAUUAAGGAUACAUCUUCUAAAGUUAUCCAGUCUGUGGCCAAUUAUGCAAAAGGAGACUUGGAUAUAUCCUACAUCACUUCCAGAAUUGCUGUGAUGUCCUUUCCAGCUGAAGGUGUAGAAUCUGCCAUCAAAAAUAACAUAGAAGAUGUGCGGUUGUGCCUGGACUCUAAACAUCCUGGCCAUUAUGCUGUGUACAAUCUCUCUCCAAGAACAUACAGGCCUUCAAGAUUCCAUAACAGGGUUUCUGAGUGUGGCUGGCCAGCAAGACGAGCACCAAAUCUUCAGAAUCUCUAUAGCAUAUGCAAGAACAUGCAUUUGUGGCUAAAACAAGACCAGAAAAAUGUUUGCAUUGUGCAUUGCCUUGAUGGAAGAGCUGCAUCUGCUGUUGUAGUUUGUUCCUUUCUGUGUUUUUGUCGUCUCUUCACUACUGCUGAAGCUGCUGUUUACAUGUUCAGUAUGAAACGCUGUCCACCUGGCAUUUGGCCUUCUCAUAAAAGAUACAUUGAGUACAUGUGUGACAUGAUGGCUGAAGAGCCCAUUAUUCCUCACAGCAAGCCCAUCCUGAUCAGAUCAAUUGUCAUGACUCCUGUUCCACUUUUCAGUAAGCAGCGUAAUGGCUGCAGGCCUUUUUGUGAGGUUUAUGUGGGAGAUGAGAGAGUAACCACUACCUCCCAGGAAUAUGACAAAAUGAAGGAGUUCAAAAUUGAAGAUGGGAAAGCAGUAAUCCCACUGGGUAUAACAGUCCAAGGGGAUGUUCUCAUUGUGAUCUAUCAUGCCAGGUCAACUCUAGGAGGACGACUACAAGCCAAGAUGGCUUCAAUGAAGAUGUUUCAGAUUCAGUUCCAUACAGGCUUCGUGCCCCGAAAUGCCACUACAGUGAAGUUUGCCAAAUAUGAUCUGGAUGCCUGUGACAUACAAGAGAAAUAUCCUGAUUUAUUUCAAGUUAAUCUAGAAGUAGAGGUGGAGCCCAGAGAUAGACCCAGCUGUGAACAGCCACCUUGGGAUAACAUGAAUAUAAAGGGACUGAAUCCCAAGAUCCUCUUCUCCACCCGAGAGGAACAACAAGAGAUUUUAUCAAAAUUUGGGAAACCAGAGUUGCCUAGACAGCCAGGUUCAACUGCACAAUAUGAAGCAGAGGCAUCCCAGUUGGAGCAGUCUUCAGAAAGUGCACCUACUGAUACAGAAUCCCCACACAGCAGUAGUACUGAUGCAAACAACUUCUUUCACACUCUGGACUGGAAAGAUGGAAAAACUCCAGAAAGUGGAAUAGAGGACAGUUCAUCUAAAAAUGAUUGUGUUCAGCUGUCUGAUGACAGGGAAGAGAGUGAUCCUUCAGAUGAGGAGUUCCCGACAUUUACAGAUGAAGGAAGUGCAGCAAUUGUUGAUGAAAAGGACUCUACUCCAGAAGGAGAGUUGCUUUUUGAAGCCAGUUUUGAAGCUCCAUCUGCACCAUUACAAAAAUCCCUCCCUGAAGAGAAUGUAGACUUGCUGGGACUAGACUCUGAUAUUUCAGCAGAACAGAAACAACCUAUCUCAGAAAUAAACUCUUCAUCAAGUAAUGCAGACUUGUUGAACAAUCUGUUUGUGGGUAGUGUGUCACAGGUUUCAAGUGAGCCCACUGGAGAUCUUCUUGGACAAGGAACAGAUUUCUUUUUCAGCAGUCAGUGUCCAGCUGCUACUCAGGUUUCAUCUUCAGCAGCAGCAGCGAUGUCUUCAGCCGAUCCAUUUGACCCAUUCACAAUGUCAUCAAGUUCAGAGAAUCAAGCCCUCUCUGGUCCAGACCUUUUUGGGGACUUCCUUCAUCCAACCUCAACAUCUACAGCUAAUACAGUUCCUUCCACACAAAGUUCACUUCCACCUUCUUCCAGCUCAGAUUUCUUAAAUUUAGGCAAUUUGACACCAGAGCCAUCUAAAAUAACAUCAUCUACAAGCCACCCAGAUCUCUUAAGUGGCUGGGAUUCUUGGGCAGAUUCCUCAACAACCAGCAAUGUAGCAUCACCACAGCUGAAGCCUGUUUGUGAAGGCCAAGCUUUUACCACCGGAAGCCAGUCCAGUGUGUCUUCAGGUUUGUCUUUCAGCCAGGCAAAAGCUCCAAACUUUGAUCCUUUUGCUGAUCUUGCCAACCUGGGAUCUGGUCUUCCAGGUUCAUCUACUGGUGGGCUCCUGGGCAGUGGAUUUAGUCAGAAGACUGCUCCAUCUCAGAAGCUGGGAAAUCAAUGGCAGAAAGCCCCCAAACCACAAACUACUACAUGGCAGUCCCAGACUAAGUCCAGCACAGCAGCUAAGCCCAACUACACAGUAAACUUGGGUGUUAUUGGAGGACGAGAAGAAAGAGGAGUCAGAGCCCCAAGCUUUGGUCAAAAGCCAAAAGUUUCAGAAAAUGACUUUGAGGAUCUCUUAUCUAAUCAAGGAUUUUCAGCAAAAUCUGAUAAAAAGGGACCAAAGACGAUUGCUGAGAUGAGAAAACAAGAGAUGUCUAGAGAUAUGGACCCCCUGAAACUCAAGAUUCUUGAAUGGAUUGAAGGAAAGGAGAGAAAUAUCAGAGCAUUGAUAUCCACUCUUCAUACAGUGCUUUGGGAAGGGGAAAAUAAGUGGAAACCGGUCAGCAUGGCAGAUUUAGUAACUCCUGAGCAAGUAAAGAAGUACUACAGGAAAGCAGUGCUUGUAGUUCAUCCUGAUAAGGCCACAGGACAACCCUACGAGCAAUAUGCCAAAAUGAUCUUCAUGGAGUUGAAUGAUGCAUGGUCAGAGUUUGAAAACCAGGGAUCAAAGGCCCUUUUCUGAAACUUCUCCUUUCACAGAACUGCUUCCAGAAACUGGAGCUGGGCAUCGUUAUGACUUUAUUGCGCCUGAGAUUUGCGAAGCGCUUUUCCGUGAUUCCAGCACAGUUUCUAGUCAUGCACUUAAACGUGGGGAUGUAUUUUGUAAGCUGUAGAGUAUAAAGCAUUACAUAGAUGCAUUAAGAAAAAAAGCUGCUGAGUACCUGUAGAAUUCACAGUCUGGGAAUAAAGGUUUCUCUUCAGUUUUGUAUAAGAAAAAUAGAAUUUAUUGAAGCUAAGUAACUAGUGAUAGUCUAGGAUUAGUUAUAAAUCAUUCCAACUUAAUUCAUCUUUGCUGUACCUCUACCGUCCCAAAUUUGUCUGUUACUUUGAGUAGUUUUGUGAUUCAGUUUUGAUAUUUGGUGCCUGUCGCCUUCUUCAAAGUGCUUUAGUUAGCAGCAAUGAAUUUGCUUGGCUUAUCUCAAACCUAAGGGUGUAUAUUUUCAUCUGUAUUUUAUAUAAUUAAUCUGAUAAUCAUUCUGUAAAUAAUGUUUUCUGGUAAUAUCUGUGUUCCUUACAAUAGAGUAGCAGUUUAUCCAAAAAGACACCACAUGUGGGAAAGUCAGACAGGGUUGUUCUUGAUUUUAUUUUUUUUUUGCAUAUCAUGAAUAUGAAAAGAAAUUUUUACUGAGAUCGGCAUGUUCCUGCUGGUUUUUUUUUUUUAAUUUAUUGAAUUACUCUGACCUAUGCUUAUUUUCCUACUCCUUUAAAUGGUGUCUCUUGCUUCUGAAUUCAGUGGAACUUUCCUUUCAUUGCACUUCAAAUACUCUGAUAGAAACAAUGUUACUUUGAAACUUGAAGUGUAAGCACAAACUUUUUACUGUGCUUUGACUUGUCUGAGUAUUAAAUCACUCAUUAUCAUCUGGUGAGCAUUUGCUUUAACAAACAUUUUGCUGCAUGUUUGAACUUCUGUAUUUUUGAGAUAUGGAUGGCGUCAGUGCAUGGGAAAACAUGGUAUGUCUUGGUAACAAAACUUGCCAUGUUUUCUCAUCCCUGUUCAGAAGGCACUUUUUCACUAGUGCUGAGGUGGAUGAUGCAAAUGACCAAUGACUGUUAUACUCUGUGUAGUAGCAAAAUGCAAUUUUCAUAUCAAGUUUGAAAACAUUGAAAAUCAGUGCUGGGGUAUUAAAUCUUCAGCAGUGGACUCUUGAUACCAGACAGUUGGGCGUUCAAGGGGAUAUUUUGAUCACUUGCCUUUUUAUACAUUUUGCAUGCUUAUCUGAGAGGGAAGCUGUAUUAUUAGCAGAGGUAACUGUUCAGCUGAGCAACAUCUGAACAGGAAACAUGAGAUUUUAAUGCCACCUGAAAGGUGUGUUGAAUGAAACUUUCCACUGCUGCACCAGCCCGAGAGCUGGUGGAUUAGAGACUGCUGAAUACUUGCAAUGUCUAGUCUCUAGCUCUGAUAUAACACAGUUACUUAUCAACCUCUGAUCAAAGGUUUUGUUUGUGUAUAUUUGCAUAUAUAUUCAGCUGCUGUGAUCUUUUUUUUUUAACGUGAAGCUAGGAUCAGUUACGGAUCUGGAAGUUUGUAUAUCAUUCAUAGCUGCUGUUGUAUUUCAGUAACUGCUUUGAAGCAGUCUUAAAUCUCAGUAGAUUUCUUCAUAAAUGUACGUGACUUGCUGUCUGAUUUAAAGUAAGAGUUAAUCUUUUUCCUUUGGGCAGUUCAUGAAUUCUCUGUGUAUGUGUUCUGCAACCAUGGAAAUUAAAGGCUUCUGCUGGUAGGAUAGGUUUGUGGGAGACCUCUUUACAGUUGUAGGGCAAAUGCUAUCUAGUAAUAGGUUUAAAAAGAUGAACACAGAUUUAUAAUGACUUUGACCAUAGUGCUAUAUACAAGUGAGAGAUAAAGCAUUUCUGAGGGGGCUGCUUAGAAUAAGGAAGGACUGCUUUAAAAACCCAUGUUCAUUCAGCAUGAACAGGCAAUUUAAUUUUGAGGCAUACAUUUUUAAUUGCUCUUUUCUUGAAAUAUAUGUUUAAAAAAUUAAAGCAUGAAAAUUUGGAGGAAAGUAUCUUCCUCUGCUUUGUAUAUUUGGUAGCAUUUUCUGGACGAUGUCUACAUUAAUAUUUUUUUAAUUUCUCUACUCUUGCUUGCAAAAAUUUUCUUGAAACAUCCGAGAAGAACCUUAGAUGUGAUUUUAAGUUAGCAGAGAACAUGAGUGCAAGUAUUGGAACUGAAGAUCUCUUGAAAUUAGCUCUCUCUUUUAAAUAUUAUGGAAAAUCAAGAAAUUUGGCUAUGGAUUCUUCCAAGAGCUGUUAGAGAAUUACUGAAACUUCAGUCAGGGUGACAGAGCUCAGCUAUAAGCACUCAGUUUAUUUUAUAACUUAGUCAGCUCUGGUUCUCAGUGGGAGAACUGGCUGAUUCCUCUGUCCUGCUCCUUUCUACAUAAUCGAAUUUUGCUGCUAAGAAUCUGGGAGAGGCUUGGUUUGAUAAACUGAUGAAUCUUGACAAUGAAACUAUUUUGGGUAGGGUGUUUUGAUUUUGGUUGUAUUUUUUGUAACUGUGCCCUUUCUCUGUGUUACAUAUAAGAAUGUGCAAACAAUGGGGAUUUCAUUAAGGUUCUGUAAGCAAACUGUAAUUUGGAAAUUAAAAGAAGUUCAAGUGGUGAAUAUGAACAUAAUAAAUGGAAGUUUUGUUUUCUGUGCAACACAAAGCAGCAUGAGGACUUGAGGACUACUAAUGGUGUUUCUAUGGUGUUACUAAUGGUGUAAUGCUUACACAUUAGGUGCAAGAACCUGGGAAGAAGGAAGUUAAAGUAUAUUUCAUCAAAAUGUGUGUUGAGUCUUAAUGUUGCUUGUAUAGGAAAGAGUAAUUUGGAAGAAAAACAUCCAGUUGUUUGAAUUCAUCCUAAAACAGUAAUAAAAAAUGGUAGAAAAUCUGGGAAUGAGGGCUUUUCAACCUUUUGCUUUGUACUUGCUCAUUGUCUGUCUGCUGUGUGGACUAGGAGUGCACUCAAAUUAUAACACACACAUUUCACUGUGUGUCCACAAACUGAAAAACUUUCAGAACAGGCUUCAGAAGGAAAAAAAAUUAAAUAUAUAUAUAUAUUAAUCAGAGACAUGGCUGGAUUCUCUCUUUGCUACAGAUGUUUAUUUUCUAUUCAUGUUAAUUGUUCAUUGCACACUUAAGUUUUGAAGUGUUGAAGCCACGUCCUGAAAGCUGAACUUCCUAUCUGCUUCUGCUAGCUAUGAAGCUUGAAGUUGAGGUCACUGGGUGUUGCCUGCAUGUCGAUACUCUGACUACCGAGCUUUGCAUGUGGCACUUGAGGUUCUCUUACGAAGCACCUCCUUGACUCUUACAGCAAGUUAUGGUGCCUGCUGGCCCUUGUUGGUUGUUCCUCUGGUAGCAACACCUGACUGAUGUCAUACGUUGUUUGCAGCAUACCAGGGCUCACUUUCCAAAGGUAAGUAGGCUGAGAUGGUUGUUGCAAGAGGAAAACAGCACAAGAUCAAUUAAAGGAAGAGUAGAGAAGAACACUAGGGCUCUAAAGUACAUCUGGUGUAGUGUUUUCUAAUUCUCUCUCCACUGACCUAUUGCUACCUACCUCUGCUAAACACAGGUGUAGGCUAGUAGAGAGAACCUGCUUUGCAGCCUGCUUUGCAGCCCUUUUGGAAUGCUGCUGACUGACUGUAAAAGGUGGGAUUACCAAGUCCCUGGCUUUUUUUUUUUUCCUCCCCAGAAGUUUCUAUAAAGCAGGUUCAAAAAAUAUUUGGGCAGAUUUUCAGUAGUUAUUUUUAAUUACAUUGCUUGUGUUAACAUUGGUGUUAGAUUUGGGGAGUCCAGCAACAUAACUUUUGAGACAGAGACAUGGGAAGAAUUGGUGUUGAGAGACAGUGUGGCUAGAGUCUGCCUAGUAGAAACUAGUGAUGUAUUUCAACCAGAGGAAAUCAGUUGAUGUCUUCAACCUCGGGCAUCCCUGUUUGGUGUUUCCUAUUGCAGGCAGAGUUCCUUAGGAGCAGCAAAGAGUGUUAGAAGUUAGUUAAAGCUUGGAAGGAAAAGGUCCUCAGCAUUGUUAGCUGGGUCAAGUUCAGCUAUUUUGCUGAUCAGUGGUAGCUUCUUCAGCAAGUACAGAAGAGAAAACUUCCAAAAGUGCUGAUGAAGUACAUUUCCGUGGAACAUUGGCAGAGUCCUUGGUGUUGUAUUUGUUAGGGUAAAUAGUGCUCAUGAAAAAUGCCUUGUUUACCUCCACGUUCUUGGUAAUUCUGGACAGCUCCUUCCAUUUUGUCUUGCCAAGCACAGAGCAACAGUUCAUUUGUGUAAGCUAUAUGCACAAGAUUAAUAUUUUGCACAAACCAAAGCGGAGUUUGAGCAUAACAUAAAUCUCAUCAGGCCUUUGGGGGCUGCUGGGUUCUGUGCACCAUUCCACUUCCUGAGGCCAGACUGCAGUUUCCCCAGCAGUGGCAGUAUGUUUGCAUACUUGCUGGCCACUGCACUCUCUGCUGCUCACAGAAGUGUUUUCAGGGAUAGCAUAAAUGUGGAAACCUUGUUGCUCCUUAGCUGUGUUCAUAAUUGUCCGACAAUUGCGACAUAAUGGCUGCUUUGUAAAUAAAGCCAAAUUAAUCUUGUAUGACUCAGCUGACGUUUUCAGUCAAGAACUUGCAGGUGAUUGACCUACAAGAGCUGUAAGAGGAAUGUAUCAUUUCCCACCCUUUGAGCCAGUCCUUGGUGCAGAGCAGCUCUUGCACCCAGAAGCCCAAUGAGGAGGAGCUGAGCUCUGGUUUGAAAUUGAUGAAUCUUGCAAUGCUUGCUUACUCUCUCUUUGGGUGAGCUUAUUGUGGACUGCAGUUUAGACUGCAUUAAGCUUCCAACAUAUGCUCCAAAAAUAUAAAUUCAGUACUUUUUAUGAAGGAUAUGUGUUGUCAUAGAAGCUUUUAUUACCAAAAGGGGAUUAAGAGGCAUUGUGGGAACUCCCAAAACUCUUUAGUGGAAUGUACUGUAUAUUUGCAAUGUAGAUUUCUAGAAGUGAUUGUCAUCUCUUAUAAGGUCUUGGCUUGUUCUGAGGUCCUUAUUGUAUUUACCUAUAGUUGUGAUUGGACUUUCAAUACCUGUUUUUUUUUCUGAUUUGGAGUGUGUGGAAGGACAGAACAGACACUCAAUUCCUGGUUUUGCCACCUUUCAGGAAAUGCAAUGUACUGUGUAAUUUUGCUACUAGUGAAAUGAAACUUAUAUCUGUAUGUAUAUAAGGUAAAAUAGUCAAAUUAAGCCUUGUUUAAAAGUAGAUUUAAUGUUUGGUACAAUGUCCUUGAACAGAAUAUUUUGCUUUGAAAUGUAUUACAAUUUAACCAGUGAUCAAUUAAAACAAAUGGAAUAAC
Messenger RNA from Catharus ustulatus (Swainson's thrush), 9500 nucleotides. RefSeq names its product cyclin G associated kinase (gene GAK). Gene Ontology annotation, cellular component: cytoplasm. NCBI's taxonomy places the organism in Eukaryota, Metazoa, Chordata, Aves, Passeriformes, Turdidae. Gene Ontology annotation, biological process: protein phosphorylation; positive regulation of Notch signaling pathway; regulation of clathrin-dependent endocytosis. The record is from RefSeq and is a predicted model, not a curated record. Gene Ontology annotation, molecular function: AP-2 adaptor complex binding; protein serine/threonine kinase activity; ATP binding. The coding region runs from base 193 to 4158 and encodes 1321 amino acids. The transcript has 28 exons.